Molecule: messenger RNA, 1110 nt
Organism: Lactuca saligna
Lineage: Eukaryota; Viridiplantae; Streptophyta; Magnoliopsida; Asterales; Asteraceae
Source: the annotation of a GenBank genome assembly
AUGGCUAAACAUAUCUCAAAGAAGAAGAAGACGACAAGCAUGAUGAUCAUCUCUACUGAAUCUACAGAUGAAGAAGAUGAAUGGAUUCUAGAAACUCUUGAAGCAAAUGUCCAAAAAGAUACUUCUACUCCUUCACAGACAACUAUUAUACCACCCAAAGAUUCGGUUGCCAAGUCAUUUGCCGAGGAGGCACGAACUUCUGACAUUCUUGCAUACGUAUCUAAUACGGAUGCAAAUGUCAUCAUAGGUGAAGAUGAUUCGAAGAAAGAUGAACAAGAUUCCCCAACAUUCGAAAAUGUCAUCAAAAAUCCAUUUACUUCUCUUUUCUCUUCUCAAUCAACUGAUCCACCCACAACCACUUCACCAAUUAAAGAAUCUAUCUUUAUAGAGACUGAGAAUGAAUCUAAAGGUUUUGGAGAUCUUGGGGGAGGUAAUUUUGUGUCAUGUUUAGAGGUUGAUGGUUUAUUAAAACUGCUAGAAGGAAAGAUCACUUUGAAAGUUUCUGGUAUGCUCAAAGACUCUGAGUGUCGUUUAUAUGAGAAGGUUGAUCUAUGUGAUCAAUACAAUGAGCUGAGGGUGAAUUCUCAAAAUUCCACAUUUGAAGGAGAUUUGAAGGCAUUGCAAAUGGCGAAAAAGGAACGUCAUGUAUUGUUUAUUCAAGAUGUCAAGAAGGUUUGUGAGGAUGUCAACUUAAAAAUUCAAGAGCUUCAUCAAUAUAUGGACAAAGAGAUUGCAUGUGUUCGAACGGACUAUGCUUCUCUAAAUCAGAAGGUUGACAUCAUAUUUGAUGCAGUGACGAAAUUUGCCAAGUUGUAUGAAAGUUGGAGUCCUCAAUUAUCUCAACUCUCUACAACUAAAAACAAAAAUUUUAUGGAGGUCAUCACGUUGUUAAAGGAGCUCAAAGAAUUAUCUACAAAGCCAGUCUCAUCUUCUCAACUAUCUUCAGAUUUUCUGUUGCAAAAAUUUUCUCAAUUCGAAGAUAUACUUCUCAAACAAUUGGCUCCUCUUUCUCGCAUAUCCAUCCUUUUUCCAACAACAGAUGCCCCAUCUGUUAUAUGUCACACCCCAAAAACCGAAGGCGGAAACAUUUCCGGGGUUGACUCCACGUAG